CAUAAACCGAGAGAUCAUAUGUGUGGAGGAAAGAGCAUUUGCUGAAUUAUGUCUUGUUAUGCGUGAGACUUUACAUACUGGUCUGACAUUUACCAUAAAAGAUGUGGCGUAGAAGAAAGCUGGCCAAGAAAUCCCAGGUGGGAUUGGAAGAGUUAAGAGUCCAACGCAGAGAACGAGAAACAGUCCUACGGAAAGCACGAAGAGAACAGCAGCUGAUAAGCAAAAGGUUACUGCGGGAUUCAACCGAUGAUGAGUCAUCCGUGGAAGAAAAUCCGCAGGACCACUUCCUCUCAGAGCAGCAGGUGUUACAACUGAUUAGCGAUAUCCAGCAAGGGUCCGCUGACAAGUUGAAGUCUCUAAUUGCUCUUCGUCAUGGACUCCGAAAGAGGGAUACACAGCUCUCAUUUAUCAGGACAGAAGGCAGCAUGCGAGUUUUGGUUGGAUUGUUCACAUGUCAGUUUGCCAAAAUCCAGAUGGAGGCUGCCAGGUGUCUACAUGAACUGUCUCACUCAGAUGACCCAGCUGUGUCUAAAGCAUGGCUGCCAGCUACCUCCUACCUUCUGACAUAUUUAUCAGGAAGCAGUGCAGAGCUCACGGAGCUGUGUUUAUAUACCUUGGGUAACCUUAUUGUGGAAAGUGAGGCAGUGAGGCAACAGCUGCUCGUACAAGGAAUGAUUCCUGCCUUUGCGGUGUGCCUACAGUCUCCUCAUGUGAUGGUAUUAGAAGCCACUGGAUAUGCACUUUCUCAGUUAUUGCAAGCAAAAGAAGCUCCUCAAAAUAUAAUUCCAACUGUUCUAGAGGCCGGACUGACACAGGACAUACUUCGAUUAUUACUUUCUGAGUCCGAAGAUGGUUUUGGAAUGAUGAUUGAAUUUGCUUGGUGUCUUAACUACAUUAUUAGCAGCCAGGUAAACAAUGCAUUGCUGAUUUCACAAGGUGUUGUGUCCAAACUGGUACACUUACUGACAAAACUGGCCGUAUUUCUUACAAGCACCAGUUUUCCUUUUUCUGAGCUGUUGGUUUGUCCCUUAGUACGUUGUUUGGGUAACCUGCUAGCAGAAGUUGAUGCUGCAGGCAACAAAGUUCCGCUUCCAGAAGAUGGCCGCCUUCUUGUGGCUUUGUUUGUCUUCAUUCAACAGUUUCAGAAAGAACAUCUCUUUGUGGUUCGAGAAUGCCUCUGGACUCUUAAUAACAUGACAGUAAAAGGUCCUACCAUAUGCUCUGCAGUGCUUCACUUUAACUUGAUACCAGUUAUGCUGCAGUUGUUUGGCCAUUCGAAAGAUAUAAUUCUGCUGGUUCUGACAGUGCUAUGUAACAUAGCUGACCUUGGGCCUGCCUACUGUCAGUGUCUUCAGGAGAAAGCCAUCAUCUCCAGGGUGAUCCCACUACUUGACAAAUCUGAUGUUCAGGUGACACUUCGCUGCUUGGAUCUAAUCAUCAUCAUUCUGCAAUAUUGUCCAGAGGCAGCAAAAGACACCCAAAUGCUUUCCGGGUUGGAAAUGUUAGAAACUUAUAAAGAUCAUCCUGAAGCUAAACAACAUAUACAAGCGGUCUUUGACUACUGCAGGUCAACGAUCAAAGAACACAAUAUGGAAGGACAGCUAGCUAUGGAAUAA
Messenger RNA from Nanorana parkeri, 1616 nucleotides. It is a transcript of the gene TMCO6, whose product is annotated as transmembrane and coiled-coil domains 6. The record is from RefSeq and is a predicted model, not a curated record. Lineage: Eukaryota; Metazoa; Chordata; Amphibia; Anura; Dicroglossidae. The transcript has 14 exons. Gene Ontology annotation, molecular function: nuclear import signal receptor activity; protein binding. The coding region runs from base 102 to 1616 and encodes 504 amino acids. Gene Ontology annotation, biological process: protein import into nucleus.